UCGAUCCGACAAAUUAAUGAGCCAAUGAAAAGGUUUAGAUUAGUGAAGAAGCUACACGCUAACACUACACUCUAAGCUAUAUAAACCCUAUUUAGCUCUUCAUUUUGGCCCUCAUUUCUCCCCACUAAUCGUCACCUCCGCCUCCACCUCUCUUUCGUUAGCGCAUCUCCGGUUUUGUGUUGCACACCAGAUGUCUGUUAGCAUCAACCAGAAGCAUCACUACUUUGUUUGGGCUGCAUUGAAUCGAAGAAGACCUUGGUGCUCUGGAAAGAUAUUGUUUCGGCAUUGGACUUGACACUACAUAUAUGCUCUCUUACAUUCUUUAGUUAUAAUUUGAUUCACUGAGACCUACUAGUGCCGUGUUUUUUCAAUUUAAUUUGGCUGUGCGGUUUUUUUACCAUUUUCGAAUGGCGAAGCUUCCACCAGGGUUUCGCUUUCACCCUACUGAUGUUGAGCUGACAAUGUACUAUCUCAAGCGGAAGAUUAUGGGGAAGAAAAUCCCUUUUGAAGCCAUAUCGGAACUCAACAUUUACAAGUUCUCCCCAUGGGAUCUUCCAGUUCUUCUUCCAGACAAAUGUUGCUACAAAAGUAAAGAUCUUGAAUGGUAUUUCUUUUGCCCAAGAGAGAAAAAGUAUGCUAGUGGAGCCAGGAUGAAUCGUGCUACUGAAACUGGAUACUGGAAAACUACUGGCAAGGAUAGACCUGUUCUUUACAAUGAAAAGAUUGUUGGAUCUGUUAAGACUUUGGUUUUCCACAAGGGUAAUGCACCGCGAGGGCAGAGAAUGGAUUGGGUUAUUCAUGAGUAUAGAUUUGAAGAUAAAGAUAUGGCAGAUACAGGAAUUCCUCUGGACACUUACGUGCUUUGCAAAGUAUUUAAGAAGAGCGGACCAGGUCCCAAAAAUGGAGCACAGUAUGGAGCACCAUUUAAGGAGGAAGAUUGGGAAGAUGAUGAGGCUCCUGCUGAACACAAUCCCUCCAGUAUUCCUUCUUUACCUCUACCUAACCAUCAAACCUGCUCAAUUGUGACCUGCAUGGUUGACCCAGGAACUCCAUCUGGGUGUACUUUUACUGAAAUGCAUCCACCUUUUACUCAGCCUUCCAUACAUGAGAUGUCUACUGAACCUAAUUCAUCCAAUGUAACUCCUGUACCUGCAAUGCCUGCCAACCUAAGCUGCUCUGUUUUUACCACCAUGGUUGACCCAGGAAACAAAUCUCUUUGGCCUUCAACUGCACUAGUCCCAUCUUCCGCUGAGCUCUUCGGUCAGAAAAUGCCUCAGGACGUGGAGGAUGACAUCUUUCAUCUCUUUGACAAUUUCACUGAAGAUCCUGCUAUAUUUCCUGUUGGAAAUGUGAAUAAUCUGGGUCCUAACGAUAUGAAUCUUGAAGCGGCAUCUUUCAUUGAUGAGAAUGAUAUCUACAACGGUCUUGAGAGCCUUGACAACUGUGUAGAACUAGAUCAAACAACAUUUGAUCUUUCCGUAACUCAGGGAACUGACUGUAGUCAUAACCCCAUGUUUUUCCAAGAUGUUCCCUAUUUGGAGCUCAAAGAUCUUGAAAUCCCUCUGAGUCACUCUGCUGAAACAUUUGAAACGGCACGAGUAAUGAUGGGCGAUUUCUGUGUACCACAUAGUUCUGAUGUUGAAAUGCGACAGUUCUGUUAUGGAAGCAAUUCUUCAGAGAGAAGUCAACCAGUUGCCGAACAAAAUCAGCUGCAUGAUCUCCCUGAACAUUACGUCCAGCAAGUUAUUCGUUCUGAUUUGGUAAAUUGUAAUGUAGCUAAUGUGAAUCAGGGAUAUAAUGCUCCAUACCCUACUGAUUUUAGUUCUCGCAAGCAACCAGUGGACAGUAGAUACACUGCUCAAAACCAGGAAAGAGGUGAGCAGCAAAGAAAGAUUUUCUCUUGCAUGUAUGCUCAUUCUGCUUCAAAUUCUGUUUGUGCUGGCUUCUCCAUACAUGCCAAGGCUGAGGUGAUUCUUUGGAUUGAUGGAUGCACUGACGACGCCUUGCUAGCUGUUUUGGGAGAUUCUAGUACUGGUCUUACCUACCAGUCGGCUGUUAAUAAGGCAGAUAAGGAAGGGUGUGAUUGUUGCUAUGACUUUACAACUUUCUUCUUCUUUGGGAUUAAUUUAGCUUGCAUUCUUGUUUCUCUCUUGAACUUUGUUGGACAAUUCCUUUUGGAGUUGAAUUUAGUAAUUCAACCUUUUUAUUGAGACAGCAUCAAAUGAAUUCAAGUGAUUGGUCUUCUA
This is a messenger RNA of Lycium barbarum (goji berry), 2246 nucleotides long. Its product is annotated as NAC domain-containing protein 82-like. The record is from RefSeq and is a predicted model, not a curated record. Gene Ontology annotation, molecular function: DNA binding. The coding region runs from base 408 to 2210 and encodes 600 amino acids. The transcript has 7 exons. Gene Ontology annotation, biological process: regulation of DNA-templated transcription. Lineage: Eukaryota; Viridiplantae; Streptophyta; Magnoliopsida; Solanales; Solanaceae.